GCUGCGCCUCCCUCCCCCAUCCUGGCCGAUGAGCGCAGCCUCCCUCCCUCCGUCCGUCUCAGGGAGCCGCGCUGCGCUCCGGCACAGAUUUCUCCGCAUGUCUCCACCGCAGGAGGGAUUUCUGUGAACUCUGUCCGCGCAGGGACUCCCGGCACCGCGUCCUCCUGCUGAGCUGCGGCACGGAAGCCGACCCACUCUGACCCACCGGGAGGACGGGCCGUUACCGGGAGGGAGCCGGCGCUCAGGAGGAGAGGAGCCGGAACUAAUCCGUCUUUUUUUGUCACCUCUGUUUCGUUUGUUUUUCCGUGUGAAGGCACACAGAGCGCAUGUGCGCAAACAGCGGGUGAACAAGGCGCACUUUGGCUCAGAUUUCGGCGCAGCUUCGUCCGAGGAGGCAUGCGGUGACCGGAUCUGCAGCUCAGGCUGUUCCUGAGCAGCAAUAACUCCCAGAUGAGGCAAUAAGAGCAGAUGAAGGGUCUACAGAAAGCCAAAGAGAGAAGGAAACCUCACGUGCUUCCAUUUUUCAGCUUCUACUUCUGCUCAUGAAUUAAGGGACUCAGAUAUUUUUAUUCCUGCGUCUUCCAUCAGGUCCGCCUCACACUUCAGCCUGAACCUGAAACCUCUGUGGAGGGGACAGGCUCUGUGGGUGAACACGCCGCCGCUGUCAGGCUGUCCAGGUGCUUCAGUGGGAUCUCCUCCUCCUCCUCCUCCUCCUCUGCAUCAGCAGGAGAGGAAGAAGAGGGCGGGCCACACCCAGAGUCCCAGCAGCAUCCUCCUCCUCCCUGCAGGACGCUUUGGCGCUGCAGGUCUGGGCCAUCGGGUGUUCGGUCUGAGGAGAGUUGCUGUGUUGGUGGGCUUCGUCACUCCGGCGCCGCUCCAAACCCGGCCAGGAUGCUGCUGCUGCCUCUGACCCUCCUGGCUCUUCAAGCCAGCCUCUGACCUCUUCCUGCUCUCCCAUUUUCACAAACCUUGUCUUAGCUAACAUUUUCCUCCAUCAUUCCUCCCCUUCAUGUUCCUCUGCAGUCCCCAGGCCCUUUCAUUAAACGCUGCAGUCAGAGCUGACGGCUGCCAUCUUAAACCCAACACACUUUAACGGUUUUGUCAGCGUUGAUCUGAUUUGGAGUCAUGUGUCUCCUGUUCUCUCCCCUCGCCCCCUUCCCUCCAUCUCGCGAUUCAAAAGGUGAAAGUAGAGGGUAGCACAUCUUUGGUUGAGAGCGAUGCUGAGGCCUCAGUGGAAACUGCAAGGUGCAGUUUCAGACAGAAACUUUUGGAGUUACAGCCGCUCUGUGCCGCGCCGCCUGCGUGGAGGUGGACUCCGACACCGAGGCCGUGGCCGGCGACGGCUUCAAACUGGGCUGCAUCUCCUGCAAGAUGAGAAGCGAAGUGCCCGCCGAGGCCGCCGUCAUCUGGUCCUUCAAGGCAUCCGAUGAGGAGACGUUCUCUCCGCUGUACACGUACGAGAACAAACAGGGCGACAUCCAGGACAUGCGCUUCUACGAGCGUCUGGACUGGAACGGCAGCAAGAACACCCUGGACCUGCAGGACGGCUCCAUCUACAUCCUCAACGUCACCUUCAACGACACGGGGACCUACAAGUGCAUCUUUGAGCGCACGCUCAAGUACAAAAACCACGAGUUUAAUAACAAAACCACCAAGUUGAUCCAGCUCAACGUGGUGUCCAAACUGACCAGAGGAAUGGCCUCCAUCCUGUCUGAGGUGAUGAUGUACGUCUCCAUCAUCGGGCUCCAGUUCUGGCUGGUCGUCGAGAUGAUUUACUGCUACAGGAAGAUCUCUGUGGCGGGAGAGGAGGCCCUGAGGGAAAGCGAGGCCGAGUACUUAGCCAUAGCUUCGGAAAGUAAAGAUAACUGUGCAAGCGUCCAGGAGGCAGAAUAACUCGGGUUGAGGAAGAAUCAAAGUCGACAUCCCUGAGGAACGCCUCUUCCAGCUUCUCCUCUUCUUCCUCCAUAUGAUGGACAUCAUGAAACCAGAAAGCUUUGAAAAUGAGACUUGGCUGAAAAGGCCUGAGCUGCGCUUCGACACACAGAACCAAAUAAAACAUCUGAUUCUAGAGGAGAGCUGAGCUGUAAAUACGCCUGUAAACGCCUAUAAACUGCCUCCCACCGUGUUCUCCAUACCUGCAUGCCGAGGAACACACCUGAUCUAUCGCUGAUGUUCUCUCACCUGUCCUCUCAGCCAGGCGCUCCACUUCAGGUUCAGCUCCCUGUUGUGCAAAUAUAAAGAAAAAAGUAACAACAAAUAACAGCAACAGUUCACUGCCCAGUUUUAAAGUAGGUGAAGAUUUUAAUGUAAAACUUAAAAACUUAAAAAAUGUGUUUAAAAAUGUAAAGAUCUGAAAUAUUCCAAUGUUUUUUUAGAGUUUACAAGAGAACAAGUGAUUAUUCAUUGAAACAAAACUGCCGUCACUUUUUAAGCCUCUGCUGCCACAGCGACACCCAGUGGACAAAGAGAGAAACGCCACACAUCGCUAAUUGAUGCUGUGCAGCAGGUCUCAGUUUUAUAGGUUUCCCUCUAAAAUGACCAAACCUAAACACCCCGCAGAGCAACAGCGGACACUGCAGCACCCUGAAAAAGCCUAAUUCUAGUGAAAAUGUCGCGUUAAUUCAGGGCGUUUCAUAACGUGGAGCCAGACGGGACAGUUAGCAGGAGUCCAGGCUGCAACGCCUCCCACAGACGCUGAAAUGUUCCCCACGCUUCAAGCUGUUCUGUGAGGACGAGGAGCCCUGGAGCGUCUCAGGAGAUGCUCGGUCCCAGUCCUCCUGCACACUCCUCCCAUGGUCUGGGUGUCUCCACGUCUUUUUUCAGCUACCUGGUGCACACGGGCCCCACGUUGGUUACCCCUGCUCCAGAUGUUCUGCUCUGCAGAGCGAGAACCACGCAGGUUCCUCCCAUCUUUCUGUGGAGAACCUCAUGUUUAAUCCUUCAAUAUUGGUUUCCCAAGAUAGAGGGCUCCUAAAUGUUUUAAACUGGAAAUAUUUCAACACUUUUCCAGUCCUGGUGGCCUGAGCAGCGAGUAGUUGCUCUGAUUUAAGCCGGUUUGCUGCUGUGAUGACGCGGAUAACUGAGAACCUGCUCAGGAACCGCGUGGCAUCGUUGUUCCAAAAAGACUCAGAUCAGCUGGGACGCCUCUUAGGGACCAAAUCAGGGUUAAAGUCGGUUUAAAAUAUUCUUCACCCGGUUAGAAUCAGUCGGUGAAGGUUAAAAAUAAACUGCUGCAACGGGUUUAUUCUGACAAUGAUUCUCCAGAAGUGCUAAAAGAAAACGAAGCCGAUAAUCUGUGAUUUCUAAAAACUGUUACAGUAAAACGCUUUACUGGCCCAAGUGAGAAACGGACCUGAAACAGACGCAUCAAUGCAGCUUAUAUCAUUAUUUCUAAAGAGUUUAUAUUUCUUAUAUAUUUGUCACCAAGUGUCAGAGAUUUAUCAAAGCUCCUCAUCAGUCUCAGAUGUUUUUGUCUGCGUCACAAAGAUCUUUAAAAGCAGGAGCAGGUGUUCAGCAAUCUGAGACAUCCAGACUGGGUUCUGGUCAGAACCAGAACCAGAACCAGAACCAGAACACAGCCGAGGCCCUGCAGCACAUUCACGUCGAGUCCAUAUCCCAAAUCCUCAUAUUUCCACAUUACUGGUGCAAAUUUCCUUUAUUUUUAAAAGAAAAAAUGUGAAACGUGAUUCUAUAUUUUAUUAAUCAGACUCCAGCAGGGUGCUUCAUUUAUUUUGUUUUACCUGAUUUUGAAUUUAACAGAUAAAUUCAGUCAAAUUAAAUUCAGAAAUGCUUUUAGACAUUCCUUUAAGUCGGACCAGAAAUGUAAAUGUUAUUACAUUUAAAUCUCACAUUCCACUUUUUCCUCACGUUUGAUCAUCCGUGUCGCUGUUGCAAUGUUUCUAAAACACGUUGAGAGCAUUUUACUCAUAAAUCACACGGAACCAAACUUGAAAUCGGUUCUCAAUCCUGUAAAUAACUGAAAGCAGAACCACUUUAGCUCCCAGAAGAACAAUCAGACCCAGAAAUGUCUUUAAAAAAAAAAAAAAACAGGCAGUUUAAACCUGUGAGCUGAGAGAAGGAACCAGAGACGAAGGGAACCUGUUCUCAGCAGAACCUAAGGGCUUAGCGUUUUCCUGUGAUCUCACUGCCGUGCAGAAAGUGCACCACAUCAGGUCCAAUGUGCCUCAAAGGAAACCAGGCAGCAACAGAUUACAGGUGAAGCCUUUUACAUAAAAAAUAAAAACACCCUUAUGUCAGAUUCAGCCUAAAGGAGCGUCUCUCCCAGCCAGUCUUGAUGGACCACUAGGGGGCAGCAGAGCGCUGCUCCUCUGCAUGCUCCUGGUCCUCUUCCUCUCUAUGGGACCUUUCCCAGCUUAAAGUAUCAGAACCUCUGCAUGCUGUUGGACAGAGCGAGGUGAGAGCUUCCUGAAGCAAGUUCAUAAUUUUUCCUUUUAUUUCCUGCACACCUGAAGAUAAGUUGCAGAUUAUCUCCGCGUGAAGCCGUGUCAAUAAAACAAUUACAAACCUCA
Messenger RNA from Fundulus heteroclitus (mummichog), 4529 nucleotides. RefSeq names its product sodium channel, voltage-gated, type I, beta a (gene scn1ba). The coding region runs from base 1372 to 1893 and encodes 173 amino acids. Gene Ontology annotation, molecular function: sodium channel regulator activity. The transcript is spliced from 7 exons. NCBI's taxonomy places the organism in Eukaryota, Metazoa, Chordata, Actinopteri, Cyprinodontiformes, Fundulidae. Gene Ontology annotation, cellular component: voltage-gated sodium channel complex. Gene Ontology annotation, biological process: cardiac muscle cell action potential involved in contraction; regulation of heart rate by cardiac conduction; sodium ion transport. The record is from RefSeq and is a predicted model, not a curated record.